AUGUCGGCGAGACCUACCUUGAGGGUGUCGACACCCCUCACCGCAAACUUCCCCCACAUGCCGCCAUCUGCCUCGGAGCUCCGGUCUGCCGUAUCGCUACCGUCGGCCGUCUCUGCCAACACACCCUUGUCCGCCAUCUCGCGGACAUCGGCCUUUCGGGAUCCCAUCCCUUCCUCUGGACUGCCCUCCGCCGGGCUCCCUUCUGCCGGGCCCUUCAGCGCGACCAUCAAGCUGGAGCAUGAUCUCCUCAAGACCCCCAUUACGCCUCCUGUUGCCUACUUGGACUUCCUCAAGGGCAUGUCGUUAAUCUCGCCGUGUCUCGCUUCGCCACCGCAAACAGGGAAGGCGGUGUUGAACCGAACAAGCACAGUGAGCACCACCAGCAGCACAAGCAGCGCGCGCAGCAACGACAGCAGCGCGAGCAGCUCUUCCACCGAGACGGAGGACUCUGAGAAGGAGAAGGGCGACCAGAUCGAGAGCGCCCCGUCGACAGCCCGGUCCGAACUGAGCUGCGAGUGCAACGAGGUCGAGAAGGAGAAGGAGAAGACCAAGGGCUCCAAGCCUGCGCCAAUAGAUACAACAAAGAAGUCCACACCACCCCGCGGUGGUCCCAGCUGCCCCAUGUCCGCGCCACCUGCCGGGCCAACCGUAUUCCCUAGCAUGAAGCUGCCCGCCUCCCCCGCCGUCACCACAGCCGGGCUCUACUCCCCAAGGUCACCACUCAGCGCCGCAUCCAUCAGGUCGCCUUUUGAUUGGGAGGCGGCGCUCAAGUCCAGGCGAUUCGCCGAGACACCCGGCGGCUCAAAACGCCCUGCCGAGCCCGAGACACCCGGCCUCCGGGAGGCCACCGCCGGCACACCCUUAACACCAGGGCACGGCAAGCGGGAGUCGAGGUCCAGCGUACGGCAUAUCCGUGAGGUGGUCACCCGCACCGUGACCUACACCCCCAGGAUGGCGCCCGCGCCCAAGGGCAAGAGGAGAAAGAUCGACACCGACACGGCCGUCAAGUCAUGA
This is a messenger RNA of Chaetomium globosum CBS 148.51, 1014 nucleotides long. RefSeq lists its product as uncharacterized. The record is from RefSeq and is a predicted model, not a curated record. The transcript has a single exon. NCBI's taxonomy places the organism in Eukaryota, Fungi, Ascomycota, Sordariomycetes, Sordariales, Chaetomiaceae. Bases 1 to 1014 code for a protein of 337 amino acids.